UUGACACCUCCUAAAGUUAUUUUUUCAAUCAGUUCAAGCUAAAAACAACAAACAAACAAAUAACCCCCAUCACUGACAACAUGGGCUUUGAGAGAAAACAUGGAGGCAUCGCGCACACCUCUUUAUAUCAUCUUGCACCUCUCACAUCUGACACCCCCACUGAUGAGAGCGCGAGACACAUACAGCGGAGGCGCGCGCGGAUGCCGCCGGUGUCAGUCCCCUGUUGGUAGAAUAAAAGCUAGCGAGUGAUGUUACCGCCAGGGGAUUGGAGCAAUGGUUUGUCAGUAAAGUCACCCACCCUCUGAGUAUCUCAGACAGAGUUAGAAGUGUUUGAGACACAGGGCAAGGCGGCGAGACACUCGCAUAACUGAUUUAACCAGAGCGGAACAGAACGACACUCGAGUGCGAGGGAGAUGGAGAUGCUACCGGCAGAUGAAGGUCUCUCUGAGCCCAAAAUCUGCAGGCAGCAGCAACAGCGGAGUCCGUACAGCUCCCUCAAGACCUUCCCGAGCAAACGCGCGGCGGGCAAGCCGAGGUACGACAGACCCACAAUGGUGGACAUCCCGCAGCUCGGAGACCAUCCUCAAGCUCUCGCUCAUCAUCAGCAGCAGCAGCAGUAUUCACAGCGCGUCCCGCUUCCGCCAGCGUCCCUCUCCAUCAGCAGCAGUCAGCAGCACCGUCUCCCCUGCGAAGUCAGGCCCAGCGGCAGAGUCGCGACACCCAGCGCGGCAUCAGCGAGGAGCGCCGCGGCGGCAGCGGCUUCGUUUGGCGGCCAGGAGACACCCGGCAGACACCCGGCGGCUCGCCACCAGUCUCCAGACUGCACCUAUGGAAUAAGCUCAGAAAACCGUCUUGUACUGGAUGCUUUUGCCCAGCAGUGCAGUCGAGUGCUCAGCCUCCUCAACAGUAACGGACGGCUCCUGGAGCCCCAGCCUUCCCUCGUCCCUCCGUCCUCUUCCAUCUCCACUCUCAUAAAACAGGAGGACAGCUGCUUGUCUCCAGGAGAGAGGCUCAGUUCUAAGACCAGGUCAGAGGACACAGGUGAGGAGACCCAACGGGGCAACCACUGGAACCAGCAGCAGACUUCCGCUUUCCUCCGGAUUUUCACCGAGUCUCUUCAGAACUACCUGCUCUCCGGACCCCAGUCCUCAGACAGUGAACGGUGUCGCCCUGUAGAGGCUGAGCCGGCAGCAUCAGGGUCCCCGAGGCAGAACUUAGGCGGCUGGGCUUCUCCAGCACCUUCUGAGUCAUACGGACACCCCUCAUCCACACUGCCUGAGGAAGAUGAGGAGGAAGCUUGCUGCCCACGCUGUGUGGAGCUAGAACAGGAAGUUCUUAGUCUACAGCAGGAAAACGAGGAACUGAGACACAAACUUGACAACAUACCAGCUCCUUGCCAGAAUGUGCUGGACUUUUUUAAGACUGUUCUUCAGCACUACAACCAAUUCGUGCAGCCCCAGCCUGAAGAGCAGCUUACAGAGGGCAGUAAACAGCUUCUGGGGAACUAUCCUCUCUUCAUCACCAAUAAGCAGUGGGACGAGGCAGUCAACUCCUCAAAAAAAGAUGGCCGGCGGCUCCUGCGUUACCUAAUCCGGUUCGUGUUCACCACAGAUGAGCUCAAAUACUCAUGCGGUCUGGGAAAGAGGAAGCGUUCGGUACACACAGGGGAGCCGGGGCCGGAGAGAAGACCUCUCAACCCCGUCAAGGUCACAUGUCUCAGAGAGUUUAUCCGGAUGCACUGUGCUUCUAAUCCUGACUGGUGGAUGCCCUCCGAGGAGCAGAUAAACAAAGUCUUCAGCGAUGCAGUAGGGCACGCGCGGCAGGGCCGGGCUGUGUGCUCUUUCCUGGGGAGCGGGGGCAGCUGUAGCAGCAGCACUGGUAGUUUAUACAUGGAAAGCUACGACGGGCAGCUCUCUCAGGAUGAGCUCUAUCUGAAGGGCUCACAGAAUGGUUUGGGGGACUAAAGAAGAAAAAUACAUCCAAAUCAUGGAUCAAGCCCUCCGGAUCGGCUCAUGAUCUUAAAGGGGUUUGUGUAUGAAAAUAAUCCUUGUUCCUUACUUUCAAAACAUUCCAGGGAAUUCACACCUACCCACCAAAUAACGAGGGAUUCUUCCAUGCUAUAUUGUUUAAAUAGUUAGUAGUCACUAGACAGCAGAGUUGGUUUAAUUUUACACAGGAUCAGGUUAAUAUGUGCUCCAUUUCCUGAUUUGUUCCAUCGAAUGUGAUUUACUAUAGCAACAUGAAUGUAUCCAUUUUAUCCCAAUGUAAAUAAUGAGAGCUUCCUUUCUUGUGUCAGAUUGGUUAGAUGGUUAUUCAGACAGCCUGCAAAUUAGGUGCUUAUAUAAUUUUCUGAUAUGGUUAGAUUUAAAGUGCCGCCCUCUAUUUUAUCAUACGGUGUUAAAUAAUCUGUUAUGUUUAUUAAAAAACAAAUUAUGUUGUAUAAUGUAUAAUUUUCAAAGUGUCUGCAGGAAGAAAUUACUGAACUCUACAAUCUGUCCGUGACUGUGGAGAUACAUUGAGUCUGUAAUAUAGUGUCUUUGGUGGAUUCCUAAUCUUUCCUCUGAUCCAAUAAGGAAGCGAUGUUGUUCAUAAUUUGUGUUGCUGCUGCUUGAUUCUAGUUCGUCAAGCACCACAAAGAUCAUGUUUAAAGGAUCAACCCGACUUCAUGUAUUCUGCCACAUUAUAAUAUUCUCUGUGACUGCAUACGAGACUAAAUGAAAUGCCUUAAAAAAAGAGACACCAUCUACCACUAAAAACUACAAAUACUGCCGAUUUCAGACUGUUGUUUAUCUCUUGGUGUUCCUGUUACAUUAGUGGCCUCUGGCUGUGUUUGGGUUUUCAAACAAAAGAAAAAUGUGUUUUAAUUUGUUCUUUAAUGCCUUAGAGAAAGUCUCUUUCUGUGAAAUGUUUAUACAUGCAGGUCAUUUUGUAAUGUCUGGUAGAAUUCAGUCAAAUGUCAUUUAAUUACUCAUUUUGAAUUCAUUUUCCACGGCGCUUCAUCAGACGGCUGAUGGUGGGGAAUCCCUAACAUUUCAACCUGCUCACACAGCAUAAAAUCUUGUGAGCGUUAAGGCUGUUGAAGAUCUGUGGUCUCAUUAUUCUGCUACUAAUGGCUUCUGUAUGACCCAAGUUCAUGUUCAGGUUUAAAAGUCAGCGAUUCCCCAACCUUAAACAGCUGAUGAAGUUGUGUCAGAGUGGUAUAAAGAUUUCAAAAUAAGUUACCAAGUUGCUGUUGCCUUUGACUACCAGACAUAGAAAAGCCACUGUUGAUGUAAUAUGUAGUCUGUUGUGAUUUGUACAAAUCCGUGGUAAUUGAAAAUUGUUCGUCCUCUAGUCUUUUCAAAGAACGUGUCAACACUGUGAACCCCGCUAAAAAUGAUGAGACUGUUUUUCCUCUUACCUAUUAAUGAUAUUUUCUUUUCAAACGCAAGAUGCAUUUAUGUAAUGUGGACAAAAAUGAGAAAAGACAAUGAAGCAAAAUAAGGGAUGCAGACAAUGCCAUCUGUGUUGUGUUUCAAUAGUAGCUGCUCUGUUCAUUCCAGACGGUGAACAAUAGAUGGCAGCAGAGAACAAUAAAGCCACUGCAACGUUUCUUUGUGAAACCAGUUCAAAGGCUGUCAAAUUCACUUCAUUGUGAAUAAUUGCAGAUGUCUGUGGAGUGAAUGUGAGUAGGCUACACUUUAUGAAAUCAUUCGGAUUCAGCAUAUUAGCCUAUGAUAAACAAGAAUACAAAAUUGGGCUCAAAGUGAAAAUUGCUUUUAA
Carassius gibelio (silver crucian carp) is the source of this 3762-nucleotide messenger RNA. Its product is annotated as BEN domain-containing protein 4. Gene Ontology annotation, molecular function: DNA binding. The coding region runs from base 414 to 1964 and encodes 516 amino acids. Lineage: Eukaryota; Metazoa; Chordata; Actinopteri; Cypriniformes; Cyprinidae. The record is from RefSeq and is a predicted model, not a curated record. The transcript has 5 exons.